Messenger RNA from Neoarthrinium moseri, 1674 nucleotides. RefSeq lists its product as uncharacterized. The transcript has 5 exons. The record is from RefSeq and is a predicted model, not a curated record. The coding region runs from base 1 to 1674 and encodes 557 amino acids. NCBI's taxonomy places the organism in Eukaryota, Fungi, Ascomycota, Sordariomycetes, Amphisphaeriales, Apiosporaceae.
AUGGCAUCGUGGCAAGAAUCCGCAUCCAGGAAGCGGGAGUCGGUGCUUGCAAAGAUCCCGGAACAAUGGCGUUUAUCGGAGUCGUUCUGUGCAGUUCCAAUAACUCCAAAUUCGCUGAGCCGCAAUGUGACGACAGAUGCGUUUCUGCAGACUCUUCCAAGCGCGGCGCGGCUCAGCCAGAGGGAGCUUGAAAUUACGUCCGAGACCCGCAUUAGCGAAAUCUUGAAGAAUUAUGAGUCUCAGCACUGGACCGCUGAGGAAGUAAUAACAGCUUUUUGCCACCGAGCCGCCAUCAGCCAUCAAAUGACGGAGUCUCUAUCAGAAAUAAGGUUCGUUGAAGCGGUUAACGAGGCCAAGGCGCACGACAACUAUCUUCGGGCCAAUAAUAAACUGAUCGGGCCACUCCAUGGUAUCCCCGUCAGCCUUAAAGAUCAGUUCCGGGUUGAAGGUCUCGAAACUGCGAUGGCCUACAUCGGCUGGCUGGGAAAUGUAGAAACAAAUCAAACGGAGAGUUUACUCACGAAACAAAUCAAAUCUCUGGGUGGAAUUAUCGUUGCAAAGGCGAAGACAGUAUCGAACCUACAGCCUCCAGGACUGAACCCAUAUAACAGGCUUCUAUCCCCGGGCGGAAGUUCUGGUGGAGAAGGUUCGUUACUCGCAUUUCGUGGCUCAGUUCUCGGGGUUGGUACGGAUAUGGGCGGAUCAAUUCGAAUACCAUCUGCCUUCAAUCAUCUAUUCGGGCUGAAGCCAAGCCAUGGCCGUAUCUCGUACAAAGACCUUGCCAAUUCGCUGGCUGGUAAGCCGGUGGUCCCGAGCGUAGCUGGGCCAAUGUCGACAACCCUACAAAACCUGAUUCAUUUCACCAAAGCCAUCAUCGAAAGUGAAGGGUGCGGAGUGGACCCAGCUCUUAUUAACAUGCCAUGGCGGCAAUCGAAAUUCGACCAAGUUCGAAUUGAUGCAGCUGCGGGUGGGCUUUGUUUCGCAACCUUUCCACACGAUGGAGUAGUAAAACCGCAUCCUACGAUUUCCCGGGGGGUAGAUUCCGCCAUCGAUGCAAUACGACAAGCUGGACAUAAGGUUAUUGGAUGGGACCCUCCUAGCCAUUUAGAAGGCUCUCGAAUCUACGCUGGUAUCGUUUUCGCAGAUGUCCAUGACGUUCAUGACGCGAUCAGGCUGAGUGGUGAGCCUCUUAUGACUGCCCUCGAGCCACUAUUUGGGAAGGAUGAACCACGCAAAUCUAUGGACAUGAAAGAUUACUACGCUCUGGUCCUAAGAUUCAGAAAAUACCAGGAGCAGUAUGCUGAGUACUGGGAGUCUACUAAAACGCUCACAGGCACUGGACGCCCCGUGGAUGGCAUCAUCACCCCAGUAGCAGCGCAUGCUGCCGUGCGACACAACUCGUUUUUCUCCUAUAAUUAUACGAUUGUGUAUAAUAUCCUUGACUACGCUGCUGUGACGGUACCGGUCACUUUUGCCGACAAGAAUAUUGACAUUGCUAGACCUUAUCCUGAACCUCUCAAUGAUACCGACGAGAAGAACUGGAAUGCUUAUGAUCCUGAAAUGUAUCAUGGUGCCCCUAUUGGAAUUCAGAUAGUGGGUCGCAGGUUGGAAGAGGAAAAGGUAUUGGCACUAGCUGAGGUGCUCUCAGGUGUACUCCGUGUCACGUCUUCGUAA